This is a messenger RNA of Chanos chanos (milkfish), 693 nucleotides long. It is a transcript of the gene kcnip3b, whose product is annotated as Kv channel interacting protein 3b, calsenilin. Gene Ontology annotation, cellular component: voltage-gated potassium channel complex; nucleus. Gene Ontology annotation, molecular function: calcium ion binding; potassium channel regulator activity; DNA-binding transcription repressor activity, RNA polymerase II-specific. NCBI's taxonomy places the organism in Eukaryota, Metazoa, Chordata, Actinopteri, Gonorynchiformes, Chanidae. The coding region runs from base 1 to 693 and encodes 230 amino acids. The record is from RefSeq and is a predicted model, not a curated record. Gene Ontology annotation, biological process: regulation of potassium ion transmembrane transport; negative regulation of transcription by RNA polymerase II. The transcript has 8 exons.
AUGGCGAUCCAGGGCAUGGAGCUGUGUGCUAUCGCUGUGCUCAUUCUCUUGUUUUUUAUGGUGCUGAAACAGUUUGGCAUUUGGGAGCCAUUAGCGCUGGAUGACAGCAGUGACUGCGACCUGGAGAUGGCCACUGUUCGUCACCAGCCGGAGGGCCUGGAGCAGCUGCAGGCACAGACCAAGUUUAGCAGGAAGGAACUCCAGUCUCUCUACAGAGGAUUCAAAAGCGAAUGUCCCAGUGGACUGGUGGAUGAGGAAACCUUCAAAAGCAUCUAUUCUCAGUUCUUCCCACAGGGAGAUUCAAGCAUGUAUGCUCACUUCUUAUUCAACGCAUUCGACAUGCACCGAAAUGGCUCAAUACACUUCGAGGACUUUGUGAUUGGUCUCUCUGUGUUGCUGAGAGGAUCUGUGUCAGAGAAGCUGCGCUGGGCCUUUAAUCUGUACGACAUUAACAAAGACGGUUACAUCACUAAAGAGGAGAUGUUGGCCGUCAUGAAGUCUAUCUAUGACAUGAUGGGUAAAUACACGUGCCCCAGCGUGAGGGAAGACGCCCCCUUUGAACACGUAGAGAAGUUUUUCCAGAAAAUGGAUCGGAACAGGGAUGGAGUGGUCACCAUUGAUGAGUUCAUCGAGACCUGUCAGAGGGAUGAAAACAUAAUGAGUUCCAUGCAGCUGUUUGAUAAUGUCAUCUAG